AUGAUGAAAACGCGCUCCAGGCCGGCUGCGAAGGGUCCUCCCGCCAAAGGCAAGCUGCACAAAUCCACAAGAACUCGUUCUGUGUCUUCUGAAAAUCCACAGGUAAAGGGUCUACAAGCCUCAACGCGACCUACCAUGUCACCAAGCAGAGACUUCCCGCCAGAUGCCACACAUUCAAAGCCUGCUGUGUUUGCCGAGGGCAGCACGAUCACGUGGUACACGCCCAUCACGAAUGGCAGAGCACCCAGCAGAGACCCAACAUCACAGGUCCCUGUCCAGACGCCUGACACUGAAAUUCGGCACUCUAUACUCCCUUUGCUGGCCGUAUCAUUAAAUCCAAUUUCAUCAGCAGAGGAGAUGGCAGCAGUCAGGGGGCUGGUGCCCCCUCUGAUUCCGGGGCAAGCACCAUCUUCGGAGUCAGAUUUGACCCCAGCCCAAGACGUGGCCCAGAAAAGAGGCCUGGCGCCGCAAGUGCCUCAGACGCCAGCGCCUUUGCCGCCUGCCACGUCCACAGGAUGGGUGACCUCUGUGGAUUCCAACUUGCCAACACCCAACCUUGCUAUAGCUAGCAAGGGUCUGGCGCCGUCAUUUCCGCGCAUAUUUGCACCGUGCUCGUCCUCAGCCGAGGAGCGUGGCUGCAAUUACGAUGCUGAAAGGGUUGCCUGUGAGGCAGGCCCUUUGCCAUCAUUGCGAAGUGCGGUUGCGACUGUUGGAGAGAGCGUCAUCCUGCAGCACUUGCGAAGGACGGAUAACUUUUCCGUUCUUGAGCAGGAACAACAACGGGCCAACCAGCGGCAGGAAAAGCCAGAGGGGCAACCGCCUAAGGAUUGCAUAUUAGACCAGAUCCAGCCGAAAGGGGCAUGUCGUGUGGCGGCCCUGAAGGUUCUGUAUGGGCAGCUGCCGCAACAGAGCAUGGCGCAGUCAGUUCCUACACCUGUGGCGUCCAACGCCGUCGUUACAGUAUUCCCGCCCAAUGUUGAGACUGUGCAGACGAAUCAGCAUUCUGCCGCAGAUGGCGUAGAGUUGGUCAGGGCUGCCCUCAUCCCGACCGAUAGCCUGGAGGACGCCAUGGAUAGCUUAGAAGCGAAGUCACCUGCUGUCGACAUGGCCUGUAUGGAAGCUGCGCAGGCGCAAUUCCGGGCAGAGGUGGAGGCGGAGCAUCUGUUGCUGGACGCUACAGCAGCCUGGCACUUGGAGGGCAACAGAGUGCACGGAGUUAUUCUGGCGAGGCGGGCGUUGGAAGCACUGCGGUCAGGGCCUCAUCGGGCCAAGUAUCGGUCGGAGGUUGCUUCAUCUCUGGCCGACAUGCUUCAUGCCAUGAAUCUCUGGGAUGAGGCCCUUGACGCGGUGGACGAGGCCCUGCAGGCGGCCCAGCAGGCUGGCGAAUGGGCCCUGGCUGUUAAGCUCAGUAAUAAUAUGGGUGCGCUGUACAAGGAGCUUGGCCGGAAUGUAGCUGAGCCAAACCACACGCUACGCGUAAGGUCGGCUUGCCCCAAGGAGGGGCACUGUCUUAGCCUGUAG
Molecule: messenger RNA, 1521 nt
Organism: Volvox carteri f. nagariensis
Lineage: Eukaryota; Viridiplantae; Chlorophyta; Chlorophyceae; Chlamydomonadales; Volvocaceae
Exons: 6
Coding region: 1-1521 (506 amino acids)
Molecular function (GO): protein binding
Source: RefSeq, a predicted model, not a curated record